AUGCGCCGCCUCCAGCCCGCUCUGUGGGCCCUCCUCGUCGCGGCGACCGGCUGGGUGAUGGGCUCCGUGGAGCUGACGCAGGCGCUCAUGACGACGGCGGGCGGGCGCUUUGAGACGGCGAGCGGGCUGCGCUCGAGCGCGUUUCUGGUCUCGUUUGGGCUGUCCAAGGCCGCGAGUAACCUGGUGGUCGGCUGGCUGGCGGACCGCGCUGGCCGCCGCACAGCCAUGGCCGUCGGCUGGCUCGCCGGCGCAGCUGUCGCCCCGAUGAUCCACUUUGCACAGGCGUGGGAGGUGGUCGUGGCGUCGGACGUCCUGCUCGGCAUCCAGCAGUCCUUCUGCUGGUCGGCUGGCAUCUUCGCCAUGCUCGACCUGCUCGGGCCGAGCAGGCGCGGGCUCGCCAUUGGCCUGCUCGAGACGCUCGGCUACAUCGCCAUCGCAGCCUCGCGCUCGGCCAUCGCCGCCGCCGGAGGGUCGUGCGGCGAGGACCUCGCGCUCGGGCUCGCCGGCGGCGUGUGCGUCGCCGGCGCGCUCGUCUCCGCCGCCUGCCUGCGCGAGACAAAUCGGCCGCCGCCACCCGCCGCGCCCGCAAGCCCUGCGCACGACUCCGUCCACCUGGCGGCAGACGGCUCGGCCGGCGGCGCGAGGGGCGGAUGCUGCUCGGCGAGCGCGGCGGCGCUUGCGGCGUGCUGCGUGGCGGGCUGCACGCUCAACUUCGGCACUGCCUUCGCGUGGGGCGCCAUGACUCGCUGGCUCACCAGCCGAGAGUGCGGCGGCGGGACCUGCGCCGCCGCCGCCGGCGCGGGGCAGCUUCCUGCGGGCGCCGCCGCGGACCGGAGGCUUCCUUGCGGCGCGGGCGAGGAGGGGCGGGCGGAGAGGCCGCCGCUGAGCGGCGCCGCCGUCGGUGCGGCGGCGGGCCUCACCUCGCUGCUCGGCCUGGGCACCGCCCUAGCGUACGCCAACUUGCAGGCGUGCGCCGCGCCGCUCGUGCCGCCCCACCGCUCCUCCUCCGCCAUCGGCGCCGUGCGGUGCGUGCGAGACUUGGGCUACGCCGUCGGAGGCGUCGCCCUCGGCGCGGUGAGCGAUUUGUCGGGCCGGCCUUGGGCGGCGCCAGCCCUCGGGGCGGUGGCGGCGGCAGUGGCCGCCGCCCUGUUUGAGGGCGCGCGUGGGCGUGCGAUCGCCGCCGAGAAGGCGGCGGGCGGGCGCGAGGGCGUUGCGCGAGCGGCAGCGGCGGAGGAGACGUGA
Messenger RNA from Emiliania huxleyi CCMP1516, 1242 nucleotides. RefSeq lists its product as hypothetical. Gene Ontology annotation, molecular function: transmembrane transporter activity. The transcript has 4 exons. The coding region runs from base 1 to 1242 and encodes 413 amino acids. Lineage: Eukaryota; Haptophyta; Isochrysidales; Noelaerhabdaceae. Gene Ontology annotation, biological process: transmembrane transport. The record is from RefSeq and is a predicted model, not a curated record. Gene Ontology annotation, cellular component: membrane.